This is a messenger RNA of Dunckerocampus dactyliophorus (ringed pipefish), 2825 nucleotides long. RefSeq names its product gamma-aminobutyric acid type A receptor subunit rho3a (gene gabrr3a). Bases 1178 to 2596 code for a protein of 472 amino acids. Gene Ontology annotation, cellular component: membrane; GABA-A receptor complex; neuron projection. The transcript is spliced from 9 exons. Gene Ontology annotation, molecular function: GABA-A receptor activity; neurotransmitter receptor activity; extracellular ligand-gated monoatomic ion channel activity. The record is from RefSeq and is a predicted model, not a curated record. Lineage: Eukaryota; Metazoa; Chordata; Actinopteri; Syngnathiformes; Syngnathidae. Gene Ontology annotation, biological process: signal transduction; nervous system process; chemical synaptic transmission.
CUGGGUUCGAAUCUCCGUUCGGGCAUGUCUGUGUGGACUUUGCAUGUUCCCCCCGUGAGCGGAUGGGUUUCCUCCGAUUACUCCAAAAGCAUGCAUGUUGGGUUAAUUGACGACCUACAUUUUCCACAGGUAUGAAUGAGAGUAUGGAAGGAUGUUUGUCUAUAUGUGCCCUCCGGAUGGCUGUGUACCCAGCAUCUCCCCCAAAGUCAGCUGUGAUAGGCUCCAGCAUACCCCCGUGACCGCAGUGAGGUCAAGCAGUCAAGCGGAAAACAACUCCGCUUGUUGCCCUCCUAUGACCCCCACUCCACAUUUCCUGGUAUACCAGCCUGUUAUCUGGUGUCUCCUCCAUGCUUUUGUCACUGUUGGCGUAAGCGCAAACUUUGUGGCCAUUCCUUAAUAGGGGUUGUCUUGCAAGUUGCCCCAGCUUUCUACCUGUUGACUUUCCCAUACCUCAACAGCAGAUUGUCCCUUCAAACACUGAUGUCAGGGUUUUUUCUGAGAGUAGCUGAAAUCCCUCAUGUCAUCGGCCUGCAAACCACGGGAGAGCCCUGGAAGUACAAGGUUUACAGAUGUGGGCCAAACAUAUGCUCGCAUCUGUGCCCUCUCUCCAUGAUAUCAUUCAUGUCCAACCAUCCUGACACAGUGCAACUGGAGGGAAAAUCCUGCUGUGUGUAAAAGUAGGCUACAGCCUUUUUAUUUUUAUCUCUUUAGAACGAUGAUGAAACCACUGGUUGUAUUAUCCCCUCCCGCCCGCCCUCGACUGCCUCUAGUUUGUAGGUUACUGAAAGAUUUCACCAACCACAGAUAAGAAGAUUAGGGAGGAAUUAAUGGUAUUCCUUUGUCAUGAUUGGAAUAAAUUGAUAUUUGGUUUUAGACCAGAGGGUGGAGACUGUGUGGGUCGGGAGAGCAUGUAGUGUCAGGAGAUGCAAGAGGAGGGGUGGCGCAUUUGACCACCAGGCUCCACCAAAGGACUAUCUGGACGGAUGUGCAUCAUCUUUGUCGGAGAUGAGAGUGCAGGGCAGGACUCCGCUUACAUGGCAUGUGCACGCCACAGCGGAAUGAGUGCUGCUGGGACAUGGACGACGUACCAGUAGGGUGACGGGGACUGAGGACUUCAGUGGAGCGGAGGGGGAGGACGCUCGGGAGAUCCUCUCGUGUUCACAGCACCAGUUUCACCAUGAGAGUGGACCUCCUGGCCUUAAGACUGAUGUGCUUCGCCUGGUUGUGGCCUGUCACGCAGCUCAACAGCAGCCACUUUCCCACCAAGAGGAGACACAAGGAGCUCGACCUCGGGGACAGCAACAGACAAAAGCAUGGCGGACGAGUGGACCUCAAGAUGAAAAAACUCGACAGCACAAAGUCUUUGCUAAUUAAAUCAGAACAGCUGCUUCGAAUAGAAGACCAUGACUUUGCAAUGAGGCCGGGCUUUGGAGGUUCUGCUAUCCCUGUCGGCAUUGACGUCCAGGUGGAGAGCAUUGACAGCAUAAGUGAAGUAAACAUGGACUUCACAAUGACUUUGUACCUAAGGCAUUACUGGCAAGAUGAUCGUCUGGCCUUCCCCUCCAGCAGCAAUAAGAGUCGAACCUUCGACUCACGUCUAGUGAAGAAGAUCUGGGUGCCUGAUGUGUUCUUUGUGCACUCCAAGCGCUCUUUUAUCCAUGACACAACCAUGGAGAACAUCAUGCUGAGGGUUUUUCCCGAUGGCAACAUCCUCUACAGUGUCCGGAUCACGGUCACAGCACUUUGCUCAAUGGACUUCAGUAGUUUCCCUCUGGACACACAGAACUGCUCUCUGGAGCUGGAGAGCUAUGCUUACAAUGAGAAUGACCUCAUGCUCUACUGGAAGAACGGGAACGACUCGUUAAGGACUGAUGAAAUUGUGCUCUCUCAGUUUUUUGUUGAAGACUUCCAGCCUUCCUUUGGGCUUGCCUUCUACAGCAGUACUGGAUGGUACAAUCGGCUCUACAUUAAUUUUAUUCUCAGGAGGCACAUCUUCUUCUUCAUGCUCCAGACAUACUUUCCCACCAUGCUGAUGGUGAUGCUGUCUUGGGUGUCCUUCUGGAUAGACAGGAGGGCCGUACCAGCUCGUGUCUCCUUGGGCAUCACCACUGUGUUGACAAUGUCUACCAUCAUCACCGGUGUGUCCGCCUCAAUGCCUCAGGUGUCUUACGUCAAAGCUGUGGACAUCUACUUGUGGGCAAGCUUCCUCUUUGUCUUUCUCUCCGUCAUCGAGUAUGCCGCCGUCAACUAUUUCACCACAGUGGAGGAGAUGAAGAAGCUCAAGGGGGCAAAGCUCCCAGCAUCCUUCAACGCCACCCAGGCCAUGGCUUUCGACGGCUGUUUCCAUGACAACGAUAUUGACCUGACCUCUUUCCCGGAGGUCUGUAGCACGCCGAACACAGAGAGAAACACUCAGUCACGAAACUCCACUGUGUCAGGGCCCACGGAGGGCACUAGGCUACGCCGCAAGAACCCUUUAAAGCACAACCUCAGCUUCAUCAUGAGCAACAGCUACAUGAUUGACUCCUAUUCAAGAGUUUUAUUCCCCCUGGCUUACCUGCUCUUCAACAUCAUUUACUGGAGUUUGUAUGCAUAGCACCACUAUUUUUUAAACCUAUCCUUACACAUUACAGGAAGAUAUUUUAUACUGUAAAGCUUUAGAACAAAUGAAUAUGUUAUAAUCUACGGGAUUGAAUGAUAUUGCUCCAUAGUAAACUGCAUAGUUAUUGUACAACGUUGAAAAAAUAAAUGUAUAUUGUGUUAUCAUGUGUCUUUUUCAUAUAUGUACUGUUUGGUUAACCAUGUCAGUCCACGACCGCACGCAA